Electrophorus electricus (electric eel) is the source of this 2690-nucleotide messenger RNA. RefSeq names its product motile sperm domain-containing protein 1-like. Gene Ontology annotation, cellular component: cytoplasm. Lineage: Eukaryota; Metazoa; Chordata; Actinopteri; Gymnotiformes; Gymnotidae. The record is from RefSeq and is a predicted model, not a curated record.
CAAGUCGAAUUUAACAAUUAAUACUUCGUAAUCUUCUUACAGUAUAGAAAAUGAGCCUUUUAAUUGAAUGACUAAUACUUUCUUCCGAUAAGAUAUCCGCUUUAAAUGACGUAAGGAUUCUUCCCAUAUGACGAACCCUCCGUUCCCUCACGUGACAGCUGUCAUUUCUUAUCGCGCGUUCUGCUCAAUUGCACAACAUUCGCGAGACGGCGCGUUUAUAGAGGCUCGCUUUCAGUACUCAGAAGGUAAAGCUUUUAAACGACGAGAAGUUCACUUGAACGUUAAUCCCGAUGUAACCACGCGCAUUAUUGAAAAUUACUUUAAAAAUGUUUCGAAAAUGUAAGAACGUUCCUCACGAAGGUAGUGCGAGCACACACGGGGAGGCUCGUGCUGCCACGUUUCUAUGUCGCCGUGUCACCACCAGAUGGCGUCAUCCAACACCUCACGGUAACAGCACGCGCGACCUCCGGAUCAGCUGCACAUGAGGAGUCCAGAGGGGGCGGAGCACGGCGGCGUGGGGGCGGGGACGGGGACGCCCCGCCUACCUGUGUUUGUUUUCCCCACAGAGCUCGUGUUCUACUCCACUCAGCACAGCACACACCGUAGAGUUCUCACGCUCUACAACCCGUACAGCUUCCCCCUGCGCUUCAAGAUACUGGGUACAGCCCCUUCUCUGUACGAGGUGAUAGAAGCUGUAGGCAGUGUGAGAGCUCGCUCCUGUGUAGAUAUCGUGAUAAGACAGAGGGACGUGAGCCAACGGCAUUGGGGCAGAAGGAAUCGCUUCAGAGUGGAUGUGUGGGGGGCAGAUGGGCAACAGGGCAGCAGGGAGGUGUGGGCAGAACUGAGAGAGGCACUUGGGGGAGAGGAGGGGCAGGAGAAUCCCCAACGCAGAGCAAGAAUUGCCCCCACACUACCCAACCAAACAUCAGUAACAUUGUAUAACCAUCUCAGAGCGAGCCCAGCACCAUUGUUCCAUCUCAUGCCUGUGUGACUGUGAUGCAGAAGUUGGUGUGUUCCUAUGUGCUAGGUGAGACGUCCGGACAGCGUGAUGCCUACAGAAGCAACAGUGACUCUGGCCUGAGCCACUCUGCUCACAUUCACUGUGUUUUCACUCCUUCCCUCAGGGUUACUCACUGUGAUGUUUCUUCAGUAGCAGGAGGCUGAGGGAUUUAGGGGGAAGAGCUGGGGUUUAGUGGUUUAAGGUUGAGAGGGUUAGGUGCUAUGGUUUAGGGGUUAAGAGUUAGGGGCUAGGGUUAGGGUUUAGGGAGUUAGGGAUUAGGAGUUGGACUUUAGGGGGUUUAAGAGUUAUGGGUUAAAGGUUAGGGAGUUUGGGGGUUUAUGGAGUUAGGGUGUUAGGGGCUUAGGAGUUAGUGAAUUGGGGUUUUAGGUGUUAGGGUGUCAGGGUUUAGGAAUUAGUGAGUUUGGGGUUUAGGAGUUAGGUUUUUAGGGGUUAGUGAGUUAGCAAAUUGAGGGUUUUAGGAGGUAGGGUGUUAGGGGUUUAGGGAGUUAGGUUGUUAGAUACUAGACCUCACAGAUACAAAAGAGAUGAAUGAAGGUGUUGAGUCAUCAGACUGCCACUGACUGCCUUUUAAAGACUAAACCCAACUUCACUCCUAUCAACUCAAAGAGGCAUUAAGACAGUGAGGAGUGAAGCAUGUCUCACCAUGCAUGAUGCUGGACCCAGUGCUUCUCUUCAACUGGAACAUGAUAUCAUCAUUCCAACAGCUGCAGAAAAACAGACAUUUAAUGACACUGACCCCUAGAAGCCUAGGGUCAUAGAAACCAUGGUAACGCUCUGUACUUGUUAAACCUGUCAUAAAACCCCAAAACAAAUCAACCACCUUCAUUUGAAUUUGGCGUCAUUCAUUAAUAUUUAAAUUCAUUAACAGACCAGAGGCUGCAGAGAACAAUAAAUACAAAAAUGAUUUUAUACAACACAUACAUACACACACACACACACACAGUGUGGUCUGCUUAGGCUGCUCGGACACCAAAGAAAGGCAGUGCUCUGAUGAAGGUAUCCAGGCAGCUGGUGAACAGUUCACUCUGCAGGGUCUUACCCAACACACACAAAGGGUUCCUCACAACACACUCCACAUAGACCUACACAGAGAAAGACAGGUUUUUAAUUACAUAUGGUAAUGCUCUGUACUUGGUAAACCUGUCUAUUUUUUUUUUAUGAUUAGGGUUAUUUUUUGCGUUACAUUGUUUUCUUAGCCAGAACUGCAUAAAAUUGUUGAUGUUUGGAUGUAUUUUGCACCUGUAGUUAGGGAACUAGGGAAAAUUAUAAAAGUUUAUCUCAUUAUGUAUAAUUGUGUGUAUACUAUAAAUAUUCACAAACAUACAUGUGGAGAAGAAUAUUGUGUGUAUCGUGUUUCCUCUGAACAGUUCAGAGCCAUACUGUGGCUCUGCUGAUAGGGUUGGUCUGCUGUGUUUGCGUAUCAUUCCCUUGUCAGCCAUAAGAGAAGGAAAUGUGAACUGAGGUGAUUUUGAAAUGUAGUUACAGGAGGACUGGAAGUGAACAGUGUUACAGAAAUGUAAUUAAUGUUUCAAGAUAUAAUAAAGUGAUUCUUAUGGUUUAUUAAAAACCUGCCAAGGGUUUGUUUUGACAUUGCUAAGUUCUUCUGUAUGCUGGUAUAAUAAUUCUAUUUCAUUCAAGAAUAAAAACGCAGACUUGAGGAUUAUUUGAA